ACAGUGAAACACUACCUUACCCAGCGCAAGGCGCAAGCCGUCGCUCCGUAUGAACGGUAUCUAUCAUUACGCCGUGCGGCCACCGAAUUUCCUUUGAAGUAAAAACAAAUAACGCUCCCCCCCGCCAUCCGGAACGAGGCCGACGGCGAGCCGCACCGCAGCAACAAUGCGUGACACUUUUAUUUACUCAACAUUGUUGUUAUGCUGAGAGCGCACGGGCAUCGGCAUCGCGAACUGCUGAUCGGUGUGUGCAUCGGCGCGCUGUGAGUGUGGUAUUAUGUGCAGGCGACGCCGCGACCGCAGUGCGCUUUGCGUCGAGUGAGCGAGGCGUCCGGACGACGGAGAAGCCGUUCAUCACGCUCAGCUUCCGACCGCUACGACCACCUCACGAAGAGCAAGUAACUGAAACGCUUCGGAGAUGCGGGCAAUAGCCGCGGCGGCCGACUAAUCGGCAAGGCAAAAAACACCGGUAAUCCGCGAAGAACGUGCAGAACUAAAGAAACCGAUACCAGAGAUUAAUUGUGCGAGUACAAAGAGAACCAACCUCCAGGUUACUAAAGAACUACAUACAGUAAAGCGGUGUAUAAUAUUAUAACAGAAAGUGUAUGCUGGUGUGUGAGUUGUCGACCCCGUGUCAAAAUAUCGUGCUUAUUGUGUGCGAAGUUGGGAUUUAAUUUUUUUGGCCGGGAUUCAGUGUGGUCAUCGUUACGUCAGGGGACUUCUUUUGGGUGAAAUCGACACUAGAAUCAUCGAGGAAUGUACGAACCCAAACCAGCAUAACUUUGAUUGGGUAGUAUGGAUAGCUUGCACGUGUCGGGGCAGCAACAAUCCAACAGCAAGGCGUCCAGCAGGAGCACAUCGCCUUGCCGGAUGCGCGCCACUGACCGAUCGGAACGAAGCGAACGUCCUGCCGACCACCAACCCUCGCAGCAACAGCCACAACAGCCUCAUCAGCCACAUCAUACGAAAUCGUUGAGUCACGGAUCGGCCGACAGCAAUAAGUCCGAUGGGGUAGGUCACACGCAAUCGCGUUGGCAUCAUCACCAUCGACAUCGGUCGCCCGGCGCGCCCACCUCUAGCACCACCGUGUCUCGCAUCGUCGCUGACAUGGACGAUUCGCACAAUCUGGACGACUCCAGCGCGCAGCUAGAGGCGGCCGACACGUCCGAUCUCGCCUACCCGUCGUCGUUCAUCUCCAACGGCAGCUCCGAGCAUGUCAAGCCAGAAGAUGAAGCCGACGCUAUGGGCGGCGGUGCCGCCGGCAACACCCGAACAAAUGCUACAAUUGAACAUUUAGGAAAUAAAAUAAUUAGAGUUAGGGAUUUAAUACGUACUGAGCAAAAACUAAGAGAUGAUAAUGUCAGUGAGUAUCUCAAAUUAGUUACGAACGCUGACAAGCAACAAGUGCAACGUAUUAAGGCUGUCUUUGAGAAGAAGAACCAGAAAAGCGCGCAGGUAAUAUCGCAGCUACAGAAGAAACUCGACAACUAUCAGAAGCGAUUGCACGAGUUGGAAACGCACGGUGUGGUACCGCAUCGUCCGCCACGGGAAGUACUACGCGACAUGGGGCAGGGGCUCAAGAAUGUUGGCGGCAACAUACGGGACGGAAUUAGUGGUUUUGGCGGCUCCGUCAUGUCCAAGCCACGGGAAUUCGCUCAUCUAAUCAAGAACAAAUUUGGCAGCGCGGAUAAUAUUAGCCAACUGUCAACGUGGUACAUAGGGCCGGGCACGACUGGAUCUGAGGGCAGUGGGACAAAUGGCGGCGCUGGCAGUGAUCAGGGCGAGAAAUCGCAUCACCAUCAUCAUCACAGUGGCUCGGCAACACUCCCCGCGACGUUGCAUUCGGCCAAUUCGAAUACUUCUAUGGGACAAAGUGUCCCGCAAAAGUUUCCGAGUGAGGAAGCAAGUGAAUGUAGUAGUGUAACUAGUGAAAGCAUCGAAAGAUACCAUGGAAGGGCUCAAGAAGCCGGAUCGACUCAAGACGUUAAAUGCAAUGCAAUGUAUAAACAAUUAGUAACCGUUCAGGAGGAGGUAGCCAUACUCAGAAAGAAAGUAGACAGUAGUAGCAAUUUGCAACACGACAUACAGUUCCUUAGCUCAUCUUUACAAGAGGAGCGUUUCAAAACAGAAAGACUUGAAGAGCAAAUCAACGACCUGACUGAACUGCAUCAGAACGAAGUGGAGAAUCUGAAACAAGCAAUGGCGGACAUGGAAGAAAAAGUGCAAUACCAAAGCGAGGAAAGAUUGCGAGAUAUUCACGAGAUUCUCGAACACUGUCAGACAAAAAUACAAAAAAUGGAACAUCAAGCGCUCCAGCAGCAGCAGUACGUGACGCUCGAGGGACUGGACAACUCGAAUGCGCGUGCAUUCGCCGUCAAAUUGAUAAACGUGCUGCUCACCGUGCUGCAGGUCGUGCUAUUGUUGGUGGCGACGGGUGCCGGCAUCAUCAUGCCAUUCCUACGUACGAGAGUGAGAAUUUUGACGACAAUGAGUAUUGUUUUUAUUGGCAUCUUCGUGUUGAGGCAGUGGCCGGAAGUGGCCGACAUUGGAUCGCACGUAAUGAAGCGACUCAAAGACAUGCUGGAUCCAGUCAAAUAGCAUUUACCGUUGUCCCUCAAAUAAUAACAAUUAACUAGAAGCAGUGAGGAAGGCGAACGUUACUCAGCCAAAUGCCACUCAACAACAACAAACCCCUGAAAGUAAUUUUAAGUUUAAUACUAUGCAAAGACAAAAAAUCGACUCUACAUCUCUCUUUUCAGUCUCUCUGUUUUACUAUUAUUUUAAUAUGUAGUAUUUAAUUUGAUACAUAGGGUUAUAUUUAUAUUGAAACUUAUUCAUCAUGAAAGGCAUCGUCACGUUGCGCUACACCAUCUUAUUUUUGCAUUAGAAAUGUAAAUUUAUAUUAAGUCAUAUCAUUUUAUAAUGUCUAUUGAAAACAAGUCAAAGCGAAUCGAAAACGCGACGCUUAUUCGUGAUUUAUCGUUUAUUUAUCGAAAUAGACACAUGAACAUAAAAGAGAUACGAUAUUUACAGGAAAGACAGCUAUUACUGCUGUAUAUUUGUAUUUCAAUUAAACAUUUUAAUUGACGUACAAUAAGUUUUAUUUAUUUUAUUUCAGUGAUGCGCCAAUAAUUGAUUCCAAUUGUUUACCCGAAGAGCAGAAACAUCCAUGUUAUUCUUAGAAGUUCUGUUUUGAGAACAUCGUGUCAAUAAGUGUAAAAAUGAUGGAACCAAUGUCGAAGGUUUGUGAUUUUUUGUUUGUGCAGUACAUUCAACUAAUAUUUGUGUCACAAUUCAAACAAUUUCUUGCUAUGAUCGGUGCUGUUAACAAUGCUGGGAAUCAAGUCUAAAUUUAUUGAUAAAUCUGAACAAUACUCAUUAUGGAAGCAUUUCAAAGUUUAGUUGGUUUAGUAUAAUCUGUUUUGUUCAGUGGUACUUAUCAUGGGUAAAGUUAUUUUAUAGAAACCAUUGCAUGUGAGCAUAAUAUGACAAAAAUACGAUACAACUAGUGAAAUUCCUAUUGUAAGUAAAAAAUUAUAUACCAGGCAUAACCAAAUGAAUUUUCCAUGCGAAAAUUGAAACGAGAUUUUAAUCAACAAGUCUCUUUUUUUUUUUGGUAAAAUAUUUAUUUUUAUUUACACUGAAAAUAAAUUAUGAUUUUGAGAACUUAUUGAUUGCAAUUGUAUUAAUAUAAAUUAUUGUGUAUUUUUUUUAGUACUUAGUUUAUAUUUUUAUUAUUGUAAAUAAAGUUUUCAAUUUUUA
Messenger RNA from Dalotia coriaria, 3762 nucleotides. It is a transcript of the gene Dmtn, whose product is annotated as transmembrane and coiled-coil domain 2 protein Dmtn. Bases 796 to 2598 code for a protein of 600 amino acids. NCBI's taxonomy places the organism in Eukaryota, Metazoa, Arthropoda, Insecta, Coleoptera, Staphylinidae. The transcript has 10 exons. Gene Ontology annotation, cellular component: endomembrane system. The record is from RefSeq and is a predicted model, not a curated record.